UUAUAGGGAAGGAACCUAAAAAAAAUUCUUGGUUUCUUGGGAAUUAUAUUAGUUUGAGAAAUUUGCAUUUAUUCCUUAAUUUUCUUUAUUUUUAACAUAGAAAGAAUAAAAGAAAAUUGCAAAUAUGACUAUCUGGCUAGUUCCACUGGAAUCAAACCCUGAUGUUCUCAAUAAAUUCAUUUACAAUUUGGGGGUCUCAAAGAAAUGGAAUAUAGUUGAUGUUAUUGGAUUGGAACCGGACAUGCUCGAGUGGGUGCCUCAACCUGUUAGAGCAGUAAUUCUGUUGUUUCCCUGCUCAGAUAAGCACGCAGCUCAAGUAGCCAAGGAAAAUGCUGAGAAGAAAGCCAAUCCUGAAACAUAUCCCACUGAUUUGUUCUACAUGCGUCAGACAAUCCGCAAUGCCUGUGGAACAAUAGCUCUUAUCCACAGCAUUGCAAACAACCCAGAUGUUGAGCUGGAGGAGAAUGGAAUUCUAACUAAAUAUCUCAACCAGACACGCAAUUUGACUCCUGAGGAACGCGGCCGCAUCCUAGAAGGUAGCGAGGAGUUCAUCGAAACACACAAAGAGGUAGCCCAGGAGGGACAAACCGAAGCUCCUGAUCCUCAUGAUAAGGUCAACUAUCAUUUUAUUGCAUUCGUUAAUAAAAACGGCCAAUUGUUUGAACUCGACGGCAGUAGAGAGUUCCCUGUGAAACACGGGCCAACAUCAUCUGAAACCUUUCUUCAGGAUGCUGCCAAGAUCUGUAAGACCUUUAUGGAGGACAAUCCGGAUGAAGUGCGUUUCAACGUUAUCGCUCUAACUCCGACUCAUGAUUAAUUUAUUCUUGUAAUACUCUCUGAUUUUUUCUGCAUUUUGUGCUAAAAUGUAUAAGGUUUGUAAAAUGCGAAAUUUUCAUUUAAUCACUAAUAUAUUAUAUUUUGCUACUCAUAUUAAAAA
This is a messenger RNA of Lutzomyia longipalpis, 937 nucleotides long. Its product is annotated as ubiquitin carboxyl-terminal hydrolase-like. Lineage: Eukaryota; Metazoa; Arthropoda; Insecta; Diptera; Psychodidae. The record is from RefSeq and is a predicted model, not a curated record. The transcript is spliced from 3 exons. Gene Ontology annotation, cellular component: cytoplasm. Bases 125 to 817 code for a protein of 230 amino acids. Gene Ontology annotation, molecular function: cysteine-type deubiquitinase activity. Gene Ontology annotation, biological process: ubiquitin-dependent protein catabolic process; protein deubiquitination.